UAGUGAAAGCGAGGAAAUAUUACGGGACUGCGAGACCUUUCCCCACUUAUAGGACACGUCUUCAAGCAGUGCAGUGUGUGCAGUGUGUGUGUGUGUGUGUGUGUAAGACCACUGGUGGAGUGUGUAGGUCUGAUGAGUACUGUAGGGACAGAUGUGUGAGUGUGUAUGCAUGUGUUCAGGACACAGAAGCGUGUAGUUUAUGUGUGUUGUGUAGAGUGCGUAUAUAGAGAGUUUGUAUUUAGAGAGUGUGUGUGUGUCUUUAGGGUGUGUAUAGUGGGUCUAUAGACAGGGUGUGUGUAUGCUUGUGUUGACUGGGUGAGUCCCUGUAUAGACAGUGUGUGUGUGUAUAGAGUGUGUAUGUAUAGCGUGUGAGUAUAGAGUGUGUGUGUAUGCGUGUGUGUAGCAGGCACGUGCGUGUACAGACAGUACGUGUGUGGGUAGGCCUAUAUCACGUGUGUGUGUAGCGUGUGUAUAGAGUGUGUGUCUGUAGUAUGUGUAUAGAGCGUGUGUGUAUGCGUGUUGUUUAGAGAGUGUGUGUGUAACGUGUGUAUAGAGAGUGUAGUGUGUGUGUGCGCGUAUGCGUGUGUGUAGCAGGCGUUUGCGUGUGUAUAGCGUGUGUAUAGAGAGUGUAGUGUGUGUGUGUCUAUGCGUGUGUGUAGCAGACGUGUGCGUCUGCAAGACGCCACCGUGAUGUACCUGACGCUCCUCGCCACCCUCGUCGUGCUAUUGGUCGCCUCGUACCAAGCACCGCCCCCAACCCACCGCUUGGCCAACAAUCAGCUCACGCUGGACGCCGCGCUGCCCAAUCCGGUGGCGCUGGUCCCUCCGUUGACCAAUCAGGCGCUGUCGCUGGACGCCCCGCUGGCCUAUGGGGUCCCUCUGGACCCGGCGGGCCGGCUGGCUCUGCGCUGGAACGUGAGCUACGAGCGGCAGGAGGUUCUGAUGCAGGUCAAGACGGAUAUCGGGGCCACAGAGAGGCAGCGUGGCGUGCUGCUGGGCAUGUCGGACCGCGGGGACAUCAGAGACGCGGACCUGGUGGUGCUGUGGUACAACGGGACUCACACAUGCUUUGGGGAUGCCUAUACUGACCACCAGGGGGCGGUAUCGCUGGACCCCCAUCAGGAUUAUCAGCUUCUGGAUGCCCAGUACACAUCUGGCAACCUCACGCUCACGUUCAAACGGAAACUCAGCACCUGCGACAUACACGACUACACCAUAGAGGAGGGCACGGUGCACUUCAUCUACGCCAUGCUGGACCAGCCAAUCAGAUCGCUGGAUGGCCUCAACCUGUCGCUAUUGGAUACGGGGGUGCAGCGCGUUCUGCUGUUGCGUCCGGACACCCCCGCGCCCCCCCUCCCCCCCGGCACACACACCCUGGACGUGCUGAACCCCAACGUCAUCAUCCCCACGCAGGAGACCACCUACUGGUGCUACACACACACACUGCCACCAGGAUUCCAGAAGAAGCACAUCCUUAUGUAUGAGGCUGUGGUGUCCAAAAGUAACGAGGCCAUAGUGCACCACAUGGAGGUGUUUGAGUGUGACCGGUCGCGUGACGAGGAGCUGGAGCGCUUGGUGCCGUAUAGCGGAUCCUGUGAAGACAAGAUGAAGCCCAAACAGCUCAACGCAUGCAGACACGUACUGGCAGCAUGGGCCAUGGGGGCCGAGCCGUUCUACUACCCUGAAGAUGUUGGGUUGCCGUUUGGAGGAGAGGAGUCCUCGAGGUUCCUCAGACUGGAGGUGCACUACCACAACCCACUACUGAUCGCAGGUCGUCGUGACUCGUCGGGUGUGCGUCUGCACUACACCAGUGCUCUGCGCAGGUUUGAUGCGGGUAUCAUGGAGCUGGGCCUGGUGUACACGCCCCUCAUGGCCAUACCCCCCCAGCAGGGGGCGUACACACUCACUGGAUACUGCACACAGGACUGCACACACACCGCUCUUCCCCAGGGGGGUAUCAGUAUCUUCGCGUCCCAGCUGCAUACACACCUGGCUGGGCUGGGGGUGCGCACCGUCUUGGUGAGGGGGGGCCGGGAGCUGGAGGUGGUGCAGGAGGACAAACACUUCAGCACACACUACCAGACCAUUCGCAUGCUGAGGAAGAUGGUCAACGUUCGACCGGGUGACGCUCUCAUAACGAAGUGCACAUACAACACAGAGGGCCGGAACAACCCCACCGUGGGUGGUUUUGGCAUCAUGGAGGAGAUGUGUGUGAACUAUGUCCACUACUAUCCUCGUACUCAACUGGAGCUCUGCAAGAGCCACGUCGACCCCGCACACCUGCAGAAAUACUUCAGCCUCGUCAACAGGUAUAACGGCAUCGAUAGCUGUAAUAAUCUGGAUGUGACUGGUCAGUACUCCUCUGUGCCCUGGGAUUCCUUCAGCUCUGAUGUCCUCAAUGCUCUCUACACCAGCGCUCCCAUAUACAUGCACUGCAACCAGAGCACUGCUAAACUGUUCCCUGGUGACUGGGAGCGUGUGCCGCUGCCUCGGGUUCACACGGAGUUGAAGAGAGAGCCGUACCCCUGUGAAGAAGGACUGUAAAGCGGCCCUUGA
This is a messenger RNA of Engraulis encrasicolus (European anchovy), 2556 nucleotides long. It is a transcript of the gene dbh, whose product is annotated as dopamine beta-hydroxylase (dopamine beta-monooxygenase). The transcript has 14 exons. Gene Ontology annotation, biological process: dopamine catabolic process; octopamine biosynthetic process; norepinephrine biosynthetic process. Lineage: Eukaryota; Metazoa; Chordata; Actinopteri; Clupeiformes; Engraulidae. Gene Ontology annotation, cellular component: secretory granule membrane. Gene Ontology annotation, molecular function: dopamine beta-monooxygenase activity; copper ion binding. The record is from RefSeq and is a predicted model, not a curated record.